Molecule: messenger RNA, 3146 nt
Organism: Helicoverpa zea (corn earworm)
Lineage: Eukaryota; Metazoa; Arthropoda; Insecta; Lepidoptera; Noctuidae
Gene: Mppe
Exons: 6
Coding region: 119-1186 (355 amino acids)
Biological process (GO): GPI anchor biosynthetic process
Cellular component (GO): endoplasmic reticulum
Molecular function (GO): hydrolase activity
Source: RefSeq, a predicted model, not a curated record
UUUGUAAAAUGGAACUGCUAUACUUUGUUUUGACUUUUGGGUUGCGAAUAUUUUCAAUUUUUGAGAUGAAAGCUAAAGUUAAAUUAUAAAAAUAACAAACGAAAAUUUACCAGGUAGAAUGUAUUUAAGGCGAAGUACCACUGUGAAAUAUGUGUUGGCGGCUGUUCUCGGGGCCGUGAUCUACUGCGAAUGGUUCAUCUACCUCGUGGAGCAGCAGUACUGGGUCGACCUGGAGUGCCAGGACCAUGACACCUCUUGUACUAAGAUAUUGUUCAUAGCUGACCCUCAGAUUCAGGGUGAUGAAGCGGUCCCACCUCCCUUAAGCUACAUCUUCAAUUGGGACAGUGACCGGUACUUAAGAUCAACGUUCAAGUCAGUUGUGGAUUACUUCAAGCCGGAUAUCCUGGUGUACUUGGGAGACCUGAUGGAUGAGGGGUCCAUAGCCACCAUGCCACAGUUCCAUGGCUAUGCCAAGAGAUUAGCUAACAUAUUUGAUUGGGAUUUUCCUGCAGUGCAAGUCUGGUUACCAGGAGACAAUGACAUAGGUGGAGAGAAUGAGCCGAUACGUCGCGACAAAGUAGAGGAGUUUGAAAAAGUGUUUGUCCAGCCCUCCAUAGUAACGUACUCCAACGUGUCCAUAUACAAAGUGAACGCCAUCACAUAUACGUUCCCACAAAAAGCUGACGAGGUACCGGGAACGGAUAAUAAUUUCAAAAUUGUGGCUUCACACUAUCCUGUCACUAUGAGAACGAUGUUUAGUAAGAAGAUAAUAAACGCAAUAAACCCCAAAAUAUUCUUCUGCGCGCACGACCAUGAGUCUAAGUACGUGAAACAGAAUAAGGACCUCACACACCGGGUCACCACUUGGUUCAACAUACCCAAGUCGACACUCACCAUAACGUUCAAUGAUGACACGUUGUAUGAGAUCUAUGUGCCAACUUGCUCUUAUAGAAUGGGCACUAAUUAUAUUGGAUAUGGAGCUGCUGUGCUAGAAAACAACCAGAAGCACCUGAGAUACACCGUUUUCUGGUCUCCACAGAGGUUUCCAUUUUUAUUCUUUUACCUAGCGAUACUGGUGAUAUUAUUCCUCUACUGCCUGGUAUUCUGUAUUGCCAAACUAAUCUAUAGGAAGUCUAAACCGAUUGCGAAGAGCGCGGAUAUGUCGCCAUUGUUAGAACGACUUUAGCAUUCGCCCCAGCGAAAUAAAUAUAAAAUGUACUUCAGAUAGCUUGCCCUUAAUAGCGCUUUAAUAAUUGCAGUCAGUGACUUUAAAUAUAUUUAAAUAAUAAAAUCGCUUAACUACUACGUAAAAAUCACGGCCCAUGAUAAAAAAAAGUCGUUGCAACUACAAAUAUAAAUAAUUUAGGUACUAAAUGGAAAUACGUACAAACAUUUAUUAAUGACAAGUGAAUUGAUUGUUGAAUUGAACAAAUUAGUCAUUUUCCCAGUUUAAAGUUUUUAAAAGUGAUUAAAUAAAAAUAAAUAGAUAUGUAGGUAUAUUCAAAAAAUAUUUCCAGUAGUAAUAAUGACUGUGCAUCGUGCUGUGAGUAGCAAAGCCGUUAUUUGCGAAAGAUUAUUAUGUAGUUAUUAAAUUAAUUAAAAGUACCUAAGGAAUUGAAUUGAACAAAAUGUCUUAUGGAAUAUUUAGUCUUGAACUAUAAUAUAUUAUUAUGCUAGCAGUACCAAUUACUGAAUUUACAUAAACAUGGACAAAGGCCCUCAUUUAACAGCUUUAAUUUACUAACAGUACAAUUAGGAAUUAAUGAUUAUUAUGUACAACAUAUAGUUUCUUAUCCAGUGAUUGCAUUGUUCUUUGGAUUUUUAUGCUGUUUGUGGCCAAAUUAGGGUAACAAAUAUUUUUUUGUUUAGUAGCUUUUAUCUAUAUGGGCUGACUUAGACAUAGGUAGUACAGUCCAUCAAAUAACUUUGCAUUUCUGAAGUUAUCCAUUAUACAGGCGUCGAUAAAAAUUAUAUAUUAUACCAACGAUUUAUAACAUGACAACAGUAUGCUCCCUACAUCUACGUAUAUUCGAUAUUAUUAUGAGUAUACAAUACACAUUGAAUGUAGCUCAUUCCAGUCUACAGUAUUAUGUUAGUGACCGCUAGUACUUUGUAGAUUCUAUAUUUUAAUAUUAAACAGUUUUGAAUGACGAAGGAACUCUUGCAGAUAAUAAAUGACAUAAUUAUGUAACUAUACUCUCUUGUUUUAUACAAUAUUUUUUUUUUAUAUUAGGUACUCAAGGGGACUGCUAAUAUUUUCGAUAUUUUCCUUAGAAAACUGUCAUGACAAUAAUUUCAAUAUACUCUUAAGUUUGGUGGAAUGAAAGACUGUAGGUAUUAACGAAAUUAUUAGAUAUUUUUUAAUCAUUAACAUUCUAUGUAGAAAAAUAUAACAAAGUUUAUGUAUAUGUCAAAGUGUAUAUGGAAUGUAUGUAAAAUUGUUUUACAAUAGCAUUAAGCAUAACAUUGACAAUGAUGUGCAUAUAAUUUAUAUUUAUUACACUAAACUUAUUUCUAAAUAAUUUGUUUUAAUUUCCAGUAAAAAUAAUUUGUUUUAAUUUCCAUUUUAAUUGCCAGUUUCAAGUUUCACUACCUCCAAAUAAAAACCAGUUAACUACUUUAGGGGGUCACAUUGAAUCCUAUCCUAAGUAAUGAAACAGGCCAAAUAGCUUAAAUUGUUAUAUGUAUAGAUUGCUUAAAAUUAGGAAUUGAAUACCUAGUGAUUAGUUUGAAUACUGUACAACAAUGCAAUAUUCUGGGCAUUAACAAAACCCUUGCAUUUAAUAUAUUUCAAUAUAUAAAAACUUAUACAUUUCUUAAAGUAAAUAAGUGUUACUUACUUAACAGUCUUCAUCAAUAUUUAAAUAAAUAUAAUAACACCAACUUCUAAUAUUUGUUAUUUAAAACUAUAAAAUACCUAUAGGUAAAUUCAUAAUUUUUGUAUAUCCUUAUAGGUUUACAAAGUUUUAUUAACAACUUGCUUCAAAUAGGUUCUGUCAACUGUCCCUAUGUAUGCAUUUGUAUUAUAAAGACUUUAUUUAUUUUUUCUAGAACUUGUUAAAUGUUGUUCUAAAAAUGUAUAAUUAAUAUAUGCAUAAUGAAUUGCAGUAAUAUUAUGAUGAUUUAUUAAAGGUUUUCUGUUAAAA